Leptosia nina is the source of this 651-nucleotide messenger RNA. Lineage: Eukaryota; Metazoa; Arthropoda; Insecta; Lepidoptera; Pieridae. The record is from the annotation of a GenBank genome assembly.
AUGCAGCAGCAGGCGGGGGGCGGGACGGGGCAGUGCAACCAGUUACCAGCGGCCGGCAAUCAGUUGCAUCGUGACCGCGCGUUGCGUUGCGCGUGCCGUCUGCGCGUUCAGAGAUCGCGUCGCGAGAGACGAAACCGUGAGACCAUGGUCUCCGUCGGCGCAUGGAGGCGCCGUUCGCCCGACGAAUGCGACGAACGCUCCGAGCCCGGCACCUCCAGCUCGGGGGUGCCUCGUGCCCCACCGAACUGCGCCAGGUGCCGGAACCAUCGGCUCAAGAUCGAGCUCAAAGGCCACAAACGGUAUUGCAAGUAUCGCUACUGCAAUUGCGAGAAGUGCCGUCUCACGGCGGACAGACAGCGCGUCAUGGCGCUCCAGACGGCGUUGCGGCGUGCGCAAGCGCAGGACGAGGCGAGGGCGCGCGCUCUGGAUUCCGGGUCGCAGCCGCCCGGCGUGGAGCUGGAGAGGCCAGAACCGCCGAUAGUGAAGGCGCCCCGGAGCCCCGUGGUUCCGGCGCCGCGGUCGAUCGGCUCCAGUAGUUCAGUGGGUUCGGUGCCAGGGUCACCGGGAGUGUCGCCGCUGUCUCACGCGCCGCUUCCCCAAGUGCCAGCGCAGCCGAUGCCUCCGCUCCUGCCGCCGCAACAGCCAGGUUAG